AAGCACGGAAAAGGAAACGACACACCGGUAGAUCCGAAACUGUUCCCCGCGAGACGUUCGUUUAGUAAAGUACAAAAAACAACGAUUUUGUGUGUUUAAAGUGGCUGCUUCAGUUUCGUCUAUACUGCAUAAUUUAGCUAGAGGUCACAUUUACAUUGACACGAGUGGUUAGAGAAUGUGUAGACUUUAUAUAACUCCUAGUUGUAAAGACCUAAGCUAGCAACGGCGGUUAUUAACACGCACACCUUAGCACCAUGGACAGAGAGUGUGUGUCACUGCUGCCCCGGGUCUGUGAGGUGCUGGCGGCCUCAGGAAGCUCGCUGCCCGAUGACACCAUUCUGGAGAAACUGCUGGACUGGUUCACAGCGCUCACCGAGGCUGGGGAGUCUCUGCUGGAGGCCUGUCCCUGUCUGCUUGAGUUCAUAUCUGCUGUGAUUCAUGACACGGCUUCAGCCCCAGGUGUCCUCUCCUUCACUCUCAGACUCAUCGGCUUAUUGGCUGCUGCUGAGGAUGACUUCAGAGUUCUUAAGGAGUCCUUAGUUCUGGAUCUUGUCUUUAGCUGUCAGCACUGGCAGGAGUUAGGGCUCUGGGGGGAUCCCUGCAUACGGAUUGGCUGGAUCCAGGGCUUAAGGACCACACUGCAGCAUCCAAAAGGUCUUAGCUUCUUUAUACAAGCAGAUUUCAUUGAGCCACUUCUGCAACUCCAGACAGACACAAGCCUAUUUGUUGCCUCAGCUGCCAAUCAAAUGCUCACCCACGUCCUGCUGUUCUGUCAGCCUGUCUCAUCUAUAGGAUGUAAUGGCACCGAUAAGAAGGAAGAUGAGCAGAACACAAGCGUGUCCAAGGCAGUUGUAGAAAACCCAGCCGAUCCCAUGGAAAUAAACCAAGAUUGCACCGCUGUUGUCGUUGCAAUCUCAGAGUACCUCAAGAGGGCGCUGGGGGUUCCCAAGGGAAGCACACAGCUUCAUCAGUGUCAGCAGACCCUCAGACUGCUGGCCCUGCUCCUGGGCCAGACCAAGCCUCCUCUGCGGGACAAGCUGCUGCAGACAGUCACAGCUUCUCUGGAGGAAAUGGUGGCAGCAGAUUGUAGUGAACUCACACUGCCUCUGAUGGAUGUCAUUCUAGCUGCAUGCAGCCGCGUCCCAGACCAACGCAUCACCCGUCUUUUAACUUUCAUGUUGAACGUCAGGAAACCUGCUGACCUUGUCCAUGCUGCAGCUGCUUUUCUCCACGGCGGCCAUCAUGACCGUGUCCACACAGCUCAGUCUGUGAGAUUACUGCUGCUACCCCUCGACAUCAUAUCUGGCCAGAACCUACUAGGCACAAACACUGCAGGAGACAUGCAUCGGUUUGCCAUGACUGAGCAGCUGAAGAGCAAAACCUCCUGCAUCUCCAUGAUCAGUGUGUGUCUAACAAACACUCCUCAGAUCGCACACAUGGAUCCUGACUGCCUCCCCUGCGCUCCGGAUUUAAUCGUGUCUGGAAUUCUGUCGUUACUGAGGAUCUGCAGCGGCGACUCGUCCUCCUCGUCCGCUGGCUGUAGUGAAGUUUUCAGGAAUGUCAUUGGCAGUGGGAAAGUUCAGAAAUGUGCUCUAGAGGCUCUGACAGCUGUCAGUAACAGCCCAGGAGCAAAUGGCAAGCUGACUGACGUGCUCACACUUCUGAUACAGUAUCUGGACAAUCCUGAUUCUGAUCCCACUGUGCUACAUAAGUCCUACCAAGCCUUGGUAAAGUGGAUGAGUGUUUGCACAGACAUCUCCUUUAUAACAGACCAGCUCAGACACGAUCUCGUCCAGGUGGUGAAGAAGCGUGCGUGUGACAUGCGCUGGGAGGUAAGAGACUCAACGAUGGAGUUUCUGGGGCACCUGGGAGCGAUGCGUGUCUGCCAGGCGUCAGCUGCCUCUGAGGCCCUGCUGGGUGGCUGCUGCUGUACCACUCCUCUCCUCAGGGAGGCUCUGCAGGAUCCAGAGAGUUAUGUGAGAGCCAGUGCAAUCAAAGCACUGGCACAGACAGUGAUGCACAGCUGGCAGGAGGGGGCAGCACCCACACAGGAGAAGACUGAAAUCGUGACCCGGCUGCUUGAGAUUCUCUCCCAGGACACAGAAGGGUUUGCCAGGAGGGCUGUUGUACAGUUCUUCAUCGCCUGGUUCUCUUCACAUACGUCACACACGCCCCCGUCGUCACCUGCCUCCCCCUCCUGCUCUCUCCUCAUGCAGUCUGUACGCUCCGUCCUCUCACGAGGCUGUGCCGAUCUGGACUGGGAGGUCAAAGUUCACACGCUGGAGCUGGCGGAGUUGCUGCUGGACAAAGCCUUUUUGGGGCACAGGAGUUACACGAAGGGCUCGGACGCAUGUCCGGCCCAACCACACGCGUACGCUGUGAUGCCUGACCGAGCCUACACACUUCACACACACGGAGACACGCACGCACAGGACGUGGAGUCAGAUUUAGUCGAAGUGUUGAAGAAUCUGGUUGAGCAGGGAGUCAUCUCUGCAUUGCUGAGCGGUCUGGUUGACUGCGAUAGGCCUGUAGCUUUAAAGGCCUGUAGACUGCUGAUAACACUCAGAGUGACAGUUUGUCCAGCAUUGCAAGGGGACCCAGAUGUAUCUGCUGCCACGGCGACAGUUGCCAGAGUGUCCUGUGAGCUGCCCAGAGCAGGUUGGGCACAAGAGAUCAGAAAGAUACUGGGUGUAAGGAGUGAGGCUAAUGCUGAGAGAGAUUUAAAUGUACUCAAUGCCACCAGCUUUGAAGACCACAGCGAGGAAGGAGCGAACGCUGUGAGUCACUGCGAGCGCGUAAGCGUGUGUGAAGCGUUGGGCUCUCUGGGUUUGGACGAGAGGCUGGAGAUCCUCAGUAGAAGCAGUGACCAUGUGCAUAACUCGCCCCUCUCACUACUGCAGGACAUACUAACUGCGAGCACCUCUCACACUGAUUCAAACACACAACCAGGGCAAGAGGUCAUAGUGGACUGCUACUAACGCACACACACGCAAUACGAAUAAAUCAAGGCACAUUUCUCUUUAUGCUGUUGCAAUAUUCAAAUUUGUUGAAUCCAAGAGGAGCACGCUAAUUGUGUUUGGGUUUUUUUGUUUGCUUGUUUACUUCUUUCACCUGGGUAAUUGCAAUGCAGCAGCUGAGUUGUAAUCAAAAAGUUUUGUGACUCCACUCAAUAAAAACCUGAUUUAAAUGUGCCCACUGUCACCUGCACCUUUACACCACUCACAGUGCCGCUGCUAUGCAUCGCUCCCAGCUUGGAUGUCCAGGAUCAUCCCUGGAUCUCAGCUAUGACUCAGACUCAGUGUAGUCUAAAGCCCCAAAGGUGGCGCUGUAGGUGAGACCAGGAGAGUGGUUGUUGAUUUUUCUGACCUACUUCUGAAUUUGUCCCCGGGGAUCACCCCCUCAGUGCCAAGUUCUCCCGUAGCACCCCGAAGCGUCAAAGGGAGAACGUUCACUCCAAAUUACACACAGCUCACUGAAAAGGCAGAUUUGGCUCCCUGCGACUUUGUCCUCUCUUCCGCAACAAAAUUCAAGUUGAAGGCUCGCAGUGGAGGAGAUCCAGCCCUCAGGAGGAGAGAAACAUAAAGGCACAGUGACAGCAUUUUUACACCUGUACUUACAAACCUUUUUGAUCAUAUUUCAUGUAAUUAAUUAAAAAAACAAAACAUCAUCCUAUAAGGACCCCAGCCACAUUUAAAACAUAUAGCUAUAGCAAUGUGUUGUAGUAAAUUGUCAGCAUUUGUUUGCUGUUAGUGCACCAUUUUAAAUGAGAAUAUGAGCUAAAUAUAGACAAUCCCAGAGUUGAUGUGAAGCAAAAGAGUUGCCAAACACUUUCUUUGCCAUGUCCAACCUGCCACUGAAUGAUGUCACAGUGGCCACUCACAUAAGUGGGAUGUAAAAGCUCAACUGAAGUUUAUUUACAUCAAAAUCCUCUAAAUAA
Molecule: messenger RNA, 3937 nt
Organism: Pelmatolapia mariae (spotted tilapia)
Lineage: Eukaryota; Metazoa; Chordata; Actinopteri; Cichliformes; Cichlidae
Gene: brat1
Product: BRCA1-associated ATM activator 1
Exons: 12
Coding region: 255-2978 (907 amino acids)
Biological process (GO): DNA damage response; cell population proliferation; positive regulation of protein phosphorylation
Cellular component (GO): nucleus
Source: RefSeq, a predicted model, not a curated record